UUCACUGAUGGUGCUGUUACGGAACAUGACUCCUCUGUGAGAAAGCAUGAAUCAACAUCAGCCAAGUAAGCAGAAGGCUUCGAAAUGGGCUAUCGGUGUUCAAGUGUUCUAUUAUUCGUGUCCAGUUGGAAAGGGGUGGUGCGUUUCACAUCAGCACUAUUACGGUAGGGGUAUAGGGAUAUUACAGUACCUACGGAAGGCAAGUUGUGCGCUACGGUUCAGUUUCCCCUCUACAGCUGUCGCUGUCAUCAUGCAGGUGGAAUCUGCGUUUCGACGCGUGGCUUGUAGGGUUUAGGUCCAGCUCUCUGUUGUGUAUUUCAUGCAUAGGCCUACACUAGCCUAAUCUAGAAAGGACUAUUCCGUAUUGAGAAGCAAAACCACUCGUUUGGACUCGAGGGAAAUGUAGACUAUUCUUUCAUAGGCUUCUGCGACAGUUUUUUUUUUCUGAGGAAGAUUCACAUUAUAUGAAUGCACCUCCACGGAGAGCCAGUGGACUUCAUCGCGAUAACCCUUCAGUGCGAAUUUAACAUAAUACAGACCAGUGACUGUGUAUUUAUUUCAGCUGAUGAGCGCAUCAUCUCAAUAGACUGUAACAGUGCAUUAACUUCACAGCAUCGACGGUGUUUGCAAUGGUAUUAGCUAUUUUCUACAUCCAUGACCUCAACAGGACCAUAGUAUAAUAGUGUUUCUCAAUGUUCUGCCUGUUGAUAAAACUAAAAGGACCUAGUGCAUUAUUUAACCUAUUAUCUCUCUGGCGCACCGAUUGGAGAGGAGUUGCGUAGGAUGCCAGACAUUGCAAUUAGAGGUUGCUGUUAUUGCAGUUUGACAGACAAGGAUAUCCAAGAAUCACAGAGGACGUAGUGUGCUUUGGGCUUGACAAAGAACGGAAGAGUAUGGAUGAGGGCACAGCUGCCAACGAGUCUAUUCCAGAUUUAAAAGAUUUGGAGGUGAAAAUCGGAUGGAAGACACCUGAGGGUUUGCUCAAGUGCAUGCGGGAAGAGGCGUCCACCCACCGCGAUGUCAAGUUGAAUUCACUGGAGACCAAAGAUCGAGACAUCACGGGCAGGAAGAGUCUGGAUGAGAAGAUUCGAAAAUUAAAAGUUGAUAUGGCCCACCUGCGCUCGAUGGACGUGAAGAUCCUGCAGCAGCUGCUGGCGGUGCACGAGGGGAUCGAGGCAUGUAAGUGGCUCCUGGAGGAGCGCGGCACCCUGACCAGCCGUUGCAGCAGUCUGACCAGCAGCCAGUACAGCCUGGGAGAGGGCCCUGGAGGAGACACCUGGAGGGGCAGCUGGAGCAGCCUGCAGGACCCCCUGAACGACAAGCUGGAUAACAUCUCUAUAGGCAGUUAUCUGGACACCCUUGCUGAUGACAUGGACGAGUACGGCCCUUCUAGUUCUGAGUCUGUGCUGUGUUCUACUCCACUUGGGACUGUGACGCCCACUCGGACAGGGGCAGAGACAGGGGCUGGGGCAGUGCCUGGGGCAGGGGCUGGGGCAGGGGCAGGGGCUGGGAGAGGUGCUGGAGCUGGAGAAGGGUCAGUGGCUAUGGCAGGGGUUGGGGCUGGAGCUGGGGUAGGACAAGGCACAGGGGGCAAGGUAGUUGUUGAUCCUGGCUCUCCCCAAGUCAAGCCAGAUAUCCCCAAUAAGGAGUCUUCCAUUUGGACUAAGGCCACAGAUGCAGUGAAAAGAACCACCAUCACCAAGGAUACCAAGGACCCCAGCCAAACCCAGCAGCCCAGUAAGAGCAACGGCGCCCUGGAGAAAGCAGUCAGGCAAGCACGAGGACCUACUGAUUCAGCCCGGGUCUGCCUGGCUGAAAAGCUGGGGAAAAGCCAGAGCCCAAAACUCAAACCCUAUAAGAAUGGCAAGAUAGACGUAGAUGCCUGCAAGAUAAACAGCAAGAUGCACCUGGGGUAUGAUGCCCACUGGCGAUGGGUGCAGUCGCAGGACGAUGUGACAUUUCUAUGAGGUGGAUGUAUUACACCACUUCCCUCUAAAAAAUGCUGGGUUAAAAUCAACCCAAUUUGGGUUAUUUGGUAACGAAGUGUUGGGUAAAUGUUGGACAGGACACACGCUGGGUUAUUUUGACCCAGCCAAUUAGGUUGUGUGAAUAACCUAGCAUGUUGGGUUGUUGUGAUUCCCCAAACAUGGGUUAAUUUAACCAUCAAUUAGGUUAUAUUCAUUUUCAUGCUGGGUUGAACAGCUCUUUUUAUAUGUAAUCCAUAGGUUAUUUUCAGGAGACGUGGCUUAUUAGGUGUGUGGGUUUCAGAUAGUUAUUUUUUCGCCACCAGUGAAAAUAAAUGUAAUUCUUGUUCAUAAUCUUAAAUACACAGCUAAUUUCAAUUUUCAUUAAAUAAAAUACACAUUACAUAUUCCAUUGUAUUAUUAAUAACAUCAUUUUGUACGUAUUGUUACAUAGUGGUAAGUAUACCAACACUGGGUUUUGCAUAGGCUUUUAAGGAACUCUUAGACUUUUGUAAGCUUCAUUAAAUCUACUAAAGUGUCAGUGUACAACCUUAACCUUCUGAUAUCAGAACAGAUAAACCGGAAUGAUGUUUACUCUCACGGGUGGCCAAAAAUAACUAUAUGAAACCACGGCGCUACCUACUGUAGUCGCGAUUCCAGUCUUCUGACCUGACCGCUGGGUCUCAAUAACCCAGCAUCAAUAACCCAGCAACAACAACAACUCAACCUUGCUCUUUUUAAAGAAAACAAUCCAACUAAGUGACCCAAUGCCUGCAACCUAGUAGUUGGGUCAACCAAACAACCCAGCAUUUUUUUUGUGUAAAAACACUUUUCCCCCUCCCAUGUAAUGACCCUACCGGUCAAAUAUUAAGAGAGAGGUUGAUUGCACAUAUUAUACAAAUGUCUACCAUUUCCAUGGUGCAAGAUAUCAGGUGUGUAGGAGAACACAACAUCAUUACAUUAUGUUCUAUUCACUCUAAAUGUGACUGCACUAACUUUCUAGAACAUUGAUGUCAGUAUUAUAUUGGAGAUGAAGCACAGUGUUGAUAUUUUUCUGAAUCAAGUUUGUUUUUGACAUGUUUAUCCUCCUUUCCUCUAUGCAUUGUAACAUACAAUACCAGAGAAAAUUAACAAUUUUCCAACAGAAAAAAAUAUAUUUGUUACAAUCACUCGCAUCUAUAGAACCUAGUUUGCCCUCACAACCCCAUGUUAAAAUGAUUGUAACACACUCUAUAGAUAGCGGAAUCGUUCUCAUACAUACUGUAGGUGUGUGUACCAUCAUAGUAUGCUAAGAGCAUAUAGAAUGUUCCUACUGUUUGCACACUUGUGCUAUUGUCGAUGUCCUACUACCUACAGUACUUAACCAGUCAAUGCAAUUUGUAUAAUCAGUGAAUCGCAAUACAAUUAAUCUGUGCAUCGGGUACUUCUGUGGGUGGUUGUUGUAGAAAAAUGUCUCUAUGGCUGAGUGUUAUUAUUGUCUCUUUUUUAACUAUACACUAUUUUUGUUUCAUUUGGACAUCAGUUGUUGUGAUUGGUGUCAUCCUAAACUAUUAUGCCUGUACCUCCAGUCCCAAGAUGACUGCACUGUUGUUCUGAUAAUCCUGAUCGUUUAAAUGACUGAUUCAGUC
This is a messenger RNA of Salmo salar (Atlantic salmon), 3592 nucleotides long. RefSeq lists its product as uncharacterized. NCBI's taxonomy places the organism in Eukaryota, Metazoa, Chordata, Actinopteri, Salmoniformes, Salmonidae. The record is from RefSeq and is a predicted model, not a curated record. Gene Ontology annotation, biological process: positive regulation of cytokine production; positive regulation of canonical NF-kappaB signal transduction.